GUCAUAUUUGUUUACCUGGAUACCACCGGCCGUAAAUGUAUUGAAUACAAUCUCAUGGCAAAACAAUGGCCUCUCAUCGGGCAUUAUUGACGGAUAAGGGGGCCCAGAACUGGGUCAAGGCAGCCCUCGCCCUCAACCUAACCAAGGAGGGUCUAAAGGGUCUGGUAGAUGACGUGCUGACAUGCGUUCACCGGGACAUCUAUAGCACCGUUAGAACAUCCAAGGGUCUUCCAUCCGGGGCAGAAUGUGCGCAUUGUUUCACCGAGAACGUUUUGAAGUGCUCCACUCCUAAGAUAUGCACAAGAACUGAAAACUGCAAAUUUCAUAACGGUCCUUCAAAACAGUAUGUUCCUUGUCCAGUCGGGAUUUGUGAAGGCGUCCGUGAUGAAAUAGUUCGACAUCACAGGUUUUCGGGACCAUCAUGGAAGAAUACGAAUGCCGACAAAUGGAGAACCGAACCCUGGGAGAUAGGCAAGUGUUUCCUGCCUCCUGAUGGCUACAAGACCGUGUCCUCCAUCAAAGACAGUGACUUCAACGGAGUGAUCAGCGUCAUGAUAAAUUGCGAGGAUUUCCAGAACAAGCUGUCGUUUAACGUUGCGACACAGCCAAAUUUAUUGACAGAGGUUCGAGACAUUGGACGACGAUUACGUCACUCCCCUAACAAUAAGGUCGAGGACACGGAUCUGGUGGACUUCCUGGUUAAGCUUCGGACCCUUCUGAAGGAUAAUACUGAACUAGCAAACCGAUCCGAGGCACAACAGGCCUUGGAACAGCUUAAGAAGUUGCAAACAGACGAUUUCAAGCUCAGUGCUGAGAACGAAGUGGAGAUGUUGAAGGAAGGACUGCGACUACGUUUGACAAACCAUUACCGAACCACCUUGGCCGACAUGCCGAUAUCUCCCAUUCUUGGAGAAAAGAACGCCAAACUCAGGAAAUUCUACGUGACAGCGAAAAUUGUGGAGAAAGAUCAUAGACAAAUCGGCAAUAUUGACAAGGGAGAAAAAGGUCAAAAUGUUGCAAAGUUUUCAGAUGUUUUCUUGAAAGAAGACCAGUUGCUCAGAAAUGUUUUCCUCGUUGGUAAACCGGGCCAGGGAAAAUCCACAUUCUCCGUAAUGUGUGCCCUGGAAUGGACUCACCAAUAUUUACCAGCGGAGGAAAACGUUGGUAUAAAAACAAGCUAUGCCGACCCAGAAUUCUUCAAAAGGUUUGCAUUUUUGUUUCGUGUCACCCUACGAGAUUCAGGUAAAACGUUUGAUCUACCAAAAAUGAUCAUGGAUCAACUUAUACGUAAAAUCUACCACGAGAAGGAUGCCGAUGAUGGUUACCGGCUAUUACAAACGGUGCUGGAAAGUGAAACAUGUUUAAUCAUAGCUGACGGCCUUGACGAAUGGACCCAACCAGAAAACGUAAACUGUACCUGCAACACUGAGGAAAAAGUCACCCAUUUCCGAAAUUCGGCCAACAAGGCCACACUCCUCACGACAACGCGUCCCUGGCGAAUGUCACAGUUCAGAGUGCAGGAUUCAAAGAUCGACAAAUAUCUUGAAAUAGAAGGAGCUGCAGACCCAGAGCAACUCGUGGAAAAUAUCAUCACCAUCCUUAAUGAGGGAAAUAAGGAUAAACGGACACCAGAGGCUUUCAUGAAAAUGGUGUCAGCGAAAGGUCUUAAAGGAUUAUUGUCAGCACCUAUCAGUAUCACCCAGCUCGUGUGCCUGUGGUUCGAAGGAAAAUCGUUAACCGAUUCAAAGUGUGACAUUUAUGCUGGCAUGAUAAACAUGCUAUCAUGUAGACUAAGUUGUAUGCAAAGCGGGAGUAAAAUUCCGAAAAUUGAACUGCCAUCUGUAUUAAAGGAACAUGAAUGCUUCAUGCAAAAUCCCAUGAUUUACCUUGCGCUGGCAAAGUUAGCAUACACAACUUUGUAUUCCGAGUGCAGAGCUUCGUCUGUUGUUUUCAGCAACAAAACAGUCAACGCUUUGUUAAGCAAGGAACAGGUUGAAUUUGCAUUGAAGUCCGGCUUACUCACGGAGAAGAAAUCCAACUCAUUGAUCAAGAGAUUAUCUCACUUUUCAUUCUUUCAUAAAACACUUCAAGAGUUUUUAGCGGCUCUUCAUUUAUGUUUAAAUGAAAACGACUACAGUCAGCUAUCAAUCAAGUACGAACAAGAUAAUAAGGAAAAUAUCUUGGGAGAUGUUUCUCAGACAUUUAUUUUCAUAUGCGGAAUGAAGCCCGAGCUCGGUGUACAAAUGUCUUCAUGGAUCAAUAGUUCUAUAACAAAAACACAAAUCGACGAGAGGGAUGUUAAACCACUUCAGGACCUGAUUGUCUCCGGGUACCGUGAAGCCAGGGCGAACAACUAUGGUGACAUACCGCUCUAUCUCGCACACUUCUAUAUUGAUAGUGAGGAUAGUGACGAGGAUGUCGUAGUGUUUAAAAAGCUGAUGAUGAUAAACAAGGAACGUAUUCAGUCACUAUACAUCCGUGAAUGCAAUGAUCACAUUAAUGGGGAAGAGCUGCAGGAGGUGAUCACAUCCUCCUCCGACUCCCUCAAAGCAGUGAGACUGGUGUUCCGUGAUGGACAGUAUGACCUGUCCCAGUGUCACAGGCUGGAAUAUCUGCAUAUAGCGGGAAACAAUACAACACGUGUGCAGGUUGAUCCAACAAAUAUUACAACAUGUCACUUAGAUAGUGUAUCAUCGAAUGUUGAAAUGUACAUAUUUAGAUGUUUUAAACACCAUCAAAGGUGGAGUAAACUACAACGUGUUGUUUUAGCUUGCGUUGAGAAUAUCCAGUUACUUGUGGAUACACUACCACGUCUCCCUCCGUUACAAAGCCUUGAAAUAUAUCAUACAAAUCUAGGUGAGCUCCACUUCCGCCCUCCAGCCUCAAUCAUCCAUAUUGAACUUUGGUUUGUGACAAUGACAGCGGAGGCGGUGCGGAGUCUGAUAGAGACGAUGAAGAACAUACCACACACCAUUACAUGCCAGAUGUGGGCCUGCACGGUGAAACCUGCCAGUGAGAUGAAAAACCUCCGUAAACAUAUGAACAGUUCGCCGUCAUUCGAGGUUCUCGAAUUUAAAUAUACGAGUGAAUGGCUUGAUUUCGAAUUCACCAAAAUGUGAACAAUAAGUUGAAUGUUAGCAUCGAUUAUGGGAAUUCAUGUUUGAUGAAAAACAGUGAAGCAAUCAAUGAAAGUGUCAUUCUAAUUAUAGAUAUAUGGUGUGUGUUACUUUUACACGAACUAAUUAUCAUCGACCACUUUCUGUGUAUUCAAUUAAUUUGAUUUAUGUUGUGUAUUUCCAUGCAUCCUAAAAUAGAUUUAACUGUACAUAACAAUGUCGUUGGGGCAGGUGUUAUUUAAUGUAUCUAACUUGGAUGAAAACUUUCUUUUUUAAUUAUAACACAACAGUCCGUAAUCAACACGUGAAACAGACGGUUUAACCUGAUCGACUUUUUUAAAAGAAUCUUAAUAAAUCAACUCAUUUCCUAGUUUAAUGUGAUAUCAUUUGAUAAAUGUUAAGGAUUGUUAAAUGCUUAGGAUUUAUUAAUUGAUGGGGAAUAUUUAGCUUUUUCUUAAUUCACAAUGGCAUUCUAGCUCAGAUUUUUUUCUAUAUUCUGUAUUAGAGAAAUAUACUCAUAACACGUUGAUUUUUUUUUAUUUUAAUGAUCUAUUACAUAAAUUUAACAUUAUUAUAAUGCUAUCUACAAAACUAUGAUAUCUUUUAUGCACCAGUCAAUUGUAACCACGGCCCCCAGGUCCGGGGGUAGCCGGGGAAAUGGGCCGUGUUUUUACCUUCCAGGUGGCCCCGCAGUGCCGGGUGAAUGCGGUGGUUUUGUCUUCGCGCCCAAACUAGCGAUGAAUGGACCUUACCUAGGGUCCCUGGGGUGCGGGGGCAUUGAACGGGGAUCUUACCAGCGAUUCGUCCCCGCAAAACGGGGAUUUUACCCGGGCUUUGCUGGAACAAAAGUUAAAGUCCCCGCUAUUCUCCGGACCUGGAGGAGAGGCGUGGUUAUAAUUGACUGGUGCGUUAUCGACAAAUGCUUCAAAGGAAAUACCCAAACAAUAAACACAUUUAGUUACCUAAAUGAUAUAAUAUACAAUGGCCUAUAAUAUAACAUGUCACACAAUUGGAGUAUUAUUGAAGAAGAUAUGAUUAAACGUUGAAAAUAU
Molecule: messenger RNA, 4168 nt
Organism: Mya arenaria
Lineage: Eukaryota; Metazoa; Mollusca; Bivalvia; Myida; Myidae
Exons: 5
Coding region: 66-3119 (1017 amino acids)
Source: RefSeq, a predicted model, not a curated record